Messenger RNA from Zophobas morio, 383 nucleotides. RefSeq names its product dolichyl-diphosphooligosaccharide--protein glycosyltransferase subunit 4. Gene Ontology annotation, cellular component: oligosaccharyltransferase complex. NCBI's taxonomy places the organism in Eukaryota, Metazoa, Arthropoda, Insecta, Coleoptera, Tenebrionidae. The transcript is spliced from 2 exons. The coding region runs from base 137 to 244 and encodes 35 amino acids. The record is from RefSeq and is a predicted model, not a curated record.
ACGCUCCAACACAUCAUUAACUGUCAAAAAUAAUCUGACAGUAAAUUACACUCAGUGCACCUCAAAACAAGCCACGUAAAAACCAAUUUCGUGAGAUAAUACAUUAUUUUCAACAAAUUUAAUAAGAAAACACAAAAUGGUUACCGACGUACAUUUGGCUAUUCUUUCAAAUGCACUUGGAGUGGUCCUCUUCUUGUUGGUUGUUUUGUUCCAUUAUAUUAAUGCGAAUUACUCGAGGCAGUGAUGUCUACAGUUACCUUUUUGGUUCAUUAUUGUAAAUGUAUUCGUUUUUAGAUGUUUUCUAACUAGUAUGCUAAGGAUAUACGGUUAACAUCGUUUGCAGAUGUUUUGUAACUAAUAUGUUAAUAAACAAUUUCAAAUAA